Molecule: messenger RNA, 1443 nt
Organism: Euleptes europaea (tarantolino)
Lineage: Eukaryota; Metazoa; Chordata; Lepidosauria; Squamata; Sphaerodactylidae
Product: zinc finger protein RFP-like
Exons: 7
Coding region: 1-1443 (480 amino acids)
Molecular function (GO): protein binding; zinc ion binding
Source: RefSeq, a predicted model, not a curated record
AUGGCAACUGGGGCUACCCUCCAGGAGCUCGAAAAGCAAAGUACUUGCCCUCUCUGCCUAAAAUACUUUGACAAUCCAGUGAUCCUAGACUGUGGGCACAAUUUUUGCAAAGCCUGCAUCACCAACUACUGGGGAGAGUCUGCUACUGCUGUUUCCUGCCCUCAGUGUGAUCAAACUUUUCGGCAAGGGAGCUUCAGGCCAAACUGGCAAGUGGCAAACGUUACAGAACAUGUCAGGAAGCUGGCAGAGAAAAGGCAAGCAGGAAGAAAGAGGGGAGUGUGUGAGAUUCACAAUGAGCCCCUGCAAAUCUUCUGUAAGGAAGAUCAAGCCUCCAUCUGCUUGUUGUGUGACAAAGCCAAGGAGCACAAGGGCCACACCACGGUCCCUGUGGAGGAAGCUGCCGAGGAGUACAAGGUAACAAUCAAAAUUAUGCAGCUAUCUCUGGAGAAAAGGAAAAGAAUUCUUGUAGAACAGAAAAAGGCUGAAAAGCGAAGAAGCCAGAAGUGUCUGAAACAAUUAGAGACAGAGAUGCAGGAGCUCAGGUCUGCUUUCAAACAAAUGCAAAAGCAGCUUGAGGAGAAACUUCGUUUCCGUAUGGCCCCACUGGAAGAUUUGGAGAAAGAAAUGAAAAAGAGGGAAGAAGAAAAUAUUGGUAGCUUCGCUGAAGAGAUUUCCCGGCUCCAGAACCUGAUCACAGAUAUGGAGGAGAAGUGCUUGCAGCCAACAAACGAAUUCCUCUUGGACAUCAAAAAUUCCAUGAACAGGUAUGAAAGCAGUGUGGUAAAGAAGGAAGUGAAACUUGCUCCAGGACUGGAGGACAAAAUCAAGGAGUACACUCUGAAAAGACCUUUUCUUGAAAAAGCCAUGGUAAAGUGUGAAGGGAUUCUAAAGCGAGCACUGGAUCAAGUGAAUGUGACCCUGGAUGUAGACACAGCACACCCCCGGCUCGUUGUGUCUACGGACCUGAGAAGUGUCAAAUGUGAAAGCAGACGUCAGGACCUGACCGACAAUCCUACAAGAUUCGAUACAAUGACGUGCGUGCUGGGCCGCGAGAGAUUCAAAUCAGGAAGGCAGCUUUGGGAAGUGGAGGUAGAGGAGAAGAGAGCGGCAGGAUGGGCAGUGGGGGUCGCAGAAGAAUCCACCACAAGGAAAGGAAAGACCAGCCUCAGCCCUAUUGAGGAUAUCUGGGCUGUGGGGAAGUCAAGGGUUGGCGUAUUCUUACCUUUCCAACUCUCCGCUUUUACUUUCCCUGAGCCAACUCCUUUGACCCUGAAACGGGAGCCCAGGAAGAUCCUGGUAUCCCUCGACUUUGAAAACGGUCACGUAGGAUUUUUUGAUGCUGACACAGGUGACUCUAUCUUCACUUUCCGUUGGAUCCCUGGCUUUCGGGAGAAGAUCUGUCCCUAUUUCUGGUUGGGGUCUGGAAUCAGUCUGAAAUGCUGA